Pneumocystis carinii B80 is the source of this 2757-nucleotide messenger RNA. RefSeq lists its product as hypothetical. Gene Ontology annotation, biological process: ER to Golgi ceramide transport; maintenance of cell polarity; piecemeal microautophagy of the nucleus. Gene Ontology annotation, cellular component: intracellular membrane-bounded organelle; cytosol; perinuclear endoplasmic reticulum. The record is from RefSeq and is a predicted model, not a curated record. The coding region runs from base 42 to 2714 and encodes 890 amino acids. The transcript has 7 exons. Gene Ontology annotation, molecular function: sterol binding. Lineage: Eukaryota; Fungi; Ascomycota; Pneumocystomycetes; Pneumocystales; Pneumocystaceae.
AGUUUAAUGACGUCAAAACUAGAUAUUUUUAUUGAAUAAUUAUGACGGAAUUAGAGACAAUUGAGGUUCAAGCUCGGGAUCUUUUAUUACGUUGGAUUUAUGUGCCAGAUAAUGAGACACUUUCAUGGCAAUUAAAACCACAUAAAAAGUCUAUAAGAUAUGGAAUAUGUAAGAGAACGAAGGAAUUGAAGGUUACUAUGCGUGAAGAAACGGAGUUACGACUAUUAGCAGCGACAUCAUUUACAUCACAUUGUCGUUUAUCAAAGAAUCAUAAAUGUUGUAGGAAUGGGAGUCUUAAAGAGCGACUUGAGAAGGCGGGAUUAACAGAAGUUGUAUCUUUUAUGAGAUGCAAGGCAAAUGUUUUAGAAAAAGGAGUUUAUCAUGUGGGACCGAAUAAUGGAGGGCAUUUUGCGCUUGUUUUUGAUAAUACGUUUUCUAAACAGACGUCUAAGAUUAUUACAUAUGUUUUGAAUGCAUGUUUAAUGCCUCUUGAAGUGAUGUCAUUUAAAAAUACGUCAUUACAGACAAUAAUGGAAGUUGAUCCAUCAAAAGUAUAUUCUGGGGUUUUAUUGAAAAAAAAGAGAAAUAGACUUCAAGGAUGGGCACGAAGAUAUUUUACAUUGAAUAUAGCUACAGCAGUAUUAUCGUAUACAGGAUCAUCGAGUCAAUCGAUUCUUCGAGGUAUUAUUCCACUUUCAAUUGCGGCAGUUAGUGUCAAUCCUAAAUUAAGAUACAUUAAUAUUGAUUCUGGAGCGGAAAUAUGGCAUCUUCGUGUAUUGUCAGAUAAAGAUUGGGUUGGAUGGUGCCGAGCAAUUGAAAAAGCAGCGAAAAAUUGCAAUAGUAAACAUAUAGAGCAGCAAAGUGUUAUUGAUGCGGAUGCAAUUUUAACUUCUGGGCAAUAUGAAAGUUUAAACCGCCAACUUUGGUCUAAAGUUGAAAAUCUUGUUAAUAAAAUUGGUGUUCUUAAAGUAGAAAUGGACAAAAUGUUGCAACAACGAAAUGACAACACAAUGGAGAUUUUUGAUACCAAAAACCAGCAUGAUUCGUCAGAUAUGAAUGAUAUUAAUCAAAAUUCUACUUCUGUUGUAUCUUUAAAACGAAAAAAUUUUAUUCUGCCAUCAAGCAUAGAUGAAUUGUCAUUUGAUAUGAAAUUGUCAUCAUUUCAGAUUAAAUUAAUAAGUUCUGAACUUGGAAAUAUUUCUAGUCAAUUUAAAUCAUUAUUAUCAGAGCAUCAUGUUUUAAGUCAGCAUUCAUCAUAUAUAUCUGCAUUAAAAACACCUGAAAUUUCUAUAAAUUCUAUUAGCUCAAGAACUAGCAUGGAUACAACGUUUACAAGAGACUAUUGGUUUGAUGCAGAAGAAAUGCCGGAAAAUGUUAAACCAUAUUUGUUAAUUAAUAAUGAUUUUGAAAAUGCUAUUGCUAAUGAAUUAACAACAGACGAAAAUGAUAGUAAAAUGUCUAAUAUGUCUCAAGAUUCUUACAUUAGAAGACUAUCACACAGCAAAAAUAUGGAACAAAAUAAAUGCAAACAGUCCUUAUAUCCCUUAACUUAUUCAAUUCAGGUUAAUCGAAGGGAAAAUAUUCCUCCAAUUACAGUUUCACCUCCAAGUCUUUUUUCUUUUUUAAGGAAAAAUGUUGGGAAAGAUCUUUCAAGUAUUACUAUGCCUGUAAUAGCAAAUGAGCCAUUGAAUCUUCUUCAAAGAGCAGCAGAAGAUUUAGAAUAUUCAGAAUUAAUUGAUAAAGCUAUUAACAAGCCUAAAAAGGAUGGGGAACGAAUUCUUUAUAUUGCUGCUUUUGCAAUUAGUUCAUUCUCUAACAUGCGUUGUAAAGAACGUUUAGUUAGAAAGCCAUUUAGUCCUUUAUUGGGAGAAACUUUUGAACUUGUUAGGGAAGAUAAAGGUUUUAGAUUUUUAGCAGAAAAGGUUUCUCAUCGACCUGUAAUAAUUGCAUGCCAUGCUGAGUCGAGUUCAUGGACGUUUUCUCAUUCUCCUAAACCGAAACAACGUUUUUGGGGAAAGAGUGCUGAAUUGAUUACUGAUGGGUCUGUUCUUAUCAAAUUAGUUACAGGAGAUGUAUAUAUCUAUCGAAAGCCAGCAGUAUUUCUUCGAAAUGUUGCAUUUGGAGAAAAAUAUGUGGAGCCUUCUGGACAUAUGACUAUUUUAAAUAUUUCUACAGGUGAAAAGGCGGUAAUAUCAUUUAAACCAGGGAAAUUGUUUUCAGGACGGUGUGAAGAAUUAUUUGUUCAAGCGUAUAGUAGCUCUGGGGCUCUUCAGCCUUUAUCAAUUACAGGUUUUUGGACUCAUUCAUUAGUCUUGAAAAGAAGUGGUACAGAUUUCAAAGAAGUUAUUUGGAAUGUAGGUUCAUUGGUUGAGGAUCCCUUAUCUCAUUGUGGAUUUACCAAAUUUGCAGCUUCACUUAACGAAAUAACAUGUAUAGAAGAAGGAUUAAUUCCAAAUACUGAUACUAGGCUAAGAAAAGAUCAAAGAAAUAGAGAAAAUGGGAAUAUAGAUGAAGCAGAAAAGAUAAAAUCUCAUUUAGAAGAAAAACAAAGGCAAAGAAGAAAGAAAAUGGAGUCGGAAAAUAUUGAAUGGAAACCUAGAUGGUUUUACCAUGCUAAAAAUCAAGACCCUGGUUGGAUUAUUAAAACAGGAACUGAUAGUUAUUGGAUUCAACGAGAAAAGCAAAUGUGGACAAAAAUACCAGAACUUUGGUGAAUAUAAUUUAAUCCUAGAAUUUAACUUUUAUCGACUUUAUACU